Messenger RNA from Cavia porcellus (domestic guinea pig), 1796 nucleotides. It is a transcript of the gene Suv39h1, whose product is annotated as SUV39H1 histone lysine methyltransferase. The record is from RefSeq and is a predicted model, not a curated record. Gene Ontology annotation, cellular component: nucleus. The transcript has 6 exons. Gene Ontology annotation, molecular function: protein binding; zinc ion binding; histone H3K9 methyltransferase activity. Bases 227 to 1465 code for a protein of 412 amino acids. Lineage: Eukaryota; Metazoa; Chordata; Mammalia; Rodentia; Caviidae.
ACCUCCACCGCCACCGCCUAGAAGCACUCUGGGAAAGUGUGGUGAACACAGUCUCCGGGACCGGGCCGGUGGCGGGGAGGAGUCUAAUCAAGGCCUGCCGGUUGGCCCGCCCAGCCACUGCAGGCUGCAAGGCGCGGCCAAUAGGCUAUGCGAUCCCGGGCACGCCCGCACGAGCUCUCUUCUCGCGAGGCCUGCUAGACCCGAAUGUCGUUAGCCGUGGGGAAAGAUGGCGGAAAAUUUAAAAGGCUGCAGUGUAUGUUGCAAGUCCUCUUGGAAUCAGCUGCAGGACUUGUGCCGCCUGGCCAGGCUCUCCUGCCCUGCUCUUGGCAUCUCUAAGAGGAACCUCUAUGACUUUGAAGUUGAGUACCUCUGCGAUUACAAGAAAAUUCGCGAACAAGAGUAUUACCUGGUAAAGUGGCGUGGAUACCCUGACUCAGAGAGCACCUGGGAGCCACGGCAGAAUCUCAAGUGUGUGCGCAUUCUCAAGCAGUUCCACAAGGACUUAGAAAGAGAGCUGCUCCGGCGAUACCACCGGUCAAAGCCGCCCCGGCACCUGGACCCAAGCUUGGCUAAUUACCUGGUGCAGAAGGCCAAGCAGAGGCGGGCACUUCAGCGCUGGGAGCAGGAGCUCAAUGCCAAGCGCAGCCACCUGGGACGCAUCACUGUGGAGAACGAGGUGGACCUGGAUGGCCCCCCACGGGCAUUCAUGUACAUCAAUGAGUACCGAGUUGGUGAGGGCAUCACUCUCAACCAGGUGGCUGUGGGCUGCGAGUGCCAGGACUGUCUGUGGGCACCCACUGGAGGCUGUUGCCCUGGAGCGUCCCUGCACAAGUUUGCCUACAAUGACCAGGGCCAAGUGCGGCUGCGAGCUGGGCUGCCCAUCUACGAGUGCAACUCCCGCUGCCGCUGUGGCUAUGACUGCCCCAAUCGCGUAGUACAGAAGGGCAUCCGCUAUGACCUCUGCAUCUUCCGCACAGAUGAUGGGCGCGGCUGGGGUGUCCGUACACUUGAGAAGAUCCGCAAGAACAGCUUUGUCAUGGAAUACGUGGGAGAGAUCAUUACCUCAGAGGAGGCAGAACGGCGGGGCCAGAUCUACGACCGCCAAGGUGCCACCUACCUCUUCGACCUGGACUAUGUGGAGGAUGUGUAUACUGUGGAUGCCGCAUAUUAUGGCAACAUCUCUCACUUUGUCAACCAUAGUUGUGACCCCAACCUGCAGGUGUACAAUGUCUUCAUAGACAACCUUGAUGAGAGGCUACCCCGCAUCGCUUUCUUUGCCACAAGAACCAUCCGGGCAGGCGAGGAGCUCACCUUUGAUUACAACAUGCAAGUGGACCCCGUGGACAUGGAAAGCACUCGCAUGGAUUCCAAUUUUGGCUUGGCUGGGCUCCCUGGCUCCCCUAAGAAGCGGGUCCGUAUCGAAUGCAAGUGUGGGACUGAGUCCUGCCGCAAAUACCUCUUCUAGUUCUGAGAAGUCUGAGGCCAAACUGACUGAGGGCGCCUGAAGUCACCCACCCUCCCUCACUGCUGCCCUCCUGUUGGGGAAUGAUCGCAGGUCCUCUUACCUGCCCCCACCUGCUCCGCCUGCUCUAUGGUCAGGGCUCUGUUGAGGACUGACUCCAGCAGUCCUUGUAUGUGUUCCAGCCCCUCCAUGGGUUGCACUUACAAACCCUCACCCACCUUCAGAGUACAUCAGUCACAUCAAGAUUUUCUGCAGUUAGGGUUGGGGCUUACUGUGGAGGUCUAAGGGUGGAGACCCAGCCCAGGGCCAGAAUAAAAAGAUGUUUGUUUUUGUA